Molecule: messenger RNA, 2093 nt
Organism: Pocillopora meandrina
Lineage: Eukaryota; Metazoa; Cnidaria; Anthozoa; Scleractinia; Pocilloporidae
Source: the annotation of a GenBank genome assembly
AUGGUGGAUGGUUCCAGAAGGAAAAUAACAUUUCUGAAGAUGCUAAGAAUACCGCGCAAUAGCCUUUUAAGAAUCGGAUUUUUCUCCCGAUCAGAGCACAGCAACGGAGAAGUGAAGGAAUCUGUCAUCGGGCAAUUAAGUCACUUUAACAUCUGGGACGAAAUUUUAAGUACUGUGGACAUAUUUAAAAUGACACGUGGGUGUCAUGCCCAAACAGGCAACUUUAUCUCAUGGUCAGUGGUUCAGUUUUGGCUUCAUGACAGCAUCAAUAUAACAUCCCCUUCAUCAUGCACAAGUAAAGGUAAUUCGUUUUACAUGCUUUAUAACCUUCCUAUGACUUGCUAACUUUUUGGAAAAAAAAAUCUUUAAUGCCGGUAGAGAGGAAUCACUUGGAUAACCCUGUUCCUGUCCUGAGGAGGGAGGGAUUAGGGGAAUCAUAUCGUGCACAAAUGACACGAUUAAUGUCUUGCAUAGAUAACAUUCAUUGGAGUUUAUCGAGCGCCCACGGAAGUGAAAUCGCCGAUGACAGUUUUCUGUGGAGAGGAAAGGUUGAGGGCGAUGGAGUGGACAUGGACACUAACACAAUCAGCCUUCAAGGUGCAGGUCACGUGACUUUGGGACGUUUCGAUGACAGUUGCCCAGGAAACCCAAGUAUGUGCGAGAAUGGUUUUACUGUGAGCUUCUGGAUGAAAUACGGAGGUAAGGUAACUUCAAAAUGGUGAAAAGGUUAAGGCUUUAACAUGGCUUGGAAAAGAGUUCACCAAUUGGGAAGUAUUUGCCCAUAAUGAAAAGGCGAAAUCGCUAGUUAACGUCUCAGCCAGCAUCCGUGAUCUAUAAAUUCUGAUGAUAUAUGUUGAAUCAAACUGAAGAUUUAUUGGUUUGAUGUGGAAAAUGAAGAGUGUAAAGGAAGAGAUUGAAACAAAGAGAAGCUUCGUUUAGUUGUUUAAGUAUUUGAAAAGCAAUACCAAAUGUUCAUUAAAUUAAUAUGAAAGACAGUGUAAAAUGAAAGGCAAACAAAAUACUAGUUAAAUGAAAGAAAGGCGAAUAAACCCAAUUGAGGCUCUUUUUCAUUUUGAAAGACGGUAAAAUAUAUGUAGAUUGUAUUGAUAGUGUUACGUUAUUUGAUUUUUAUCUUUCUGUUCUUCUUGACCAGUGAAAUUUGCAUCUUACAUCCUUGGACAAAACGAACUUUAUCACGAAGCCAUCGAGUCUAUGAUGUCAGCUGUAACCCCCAGUAGGAACAAAUGGAUUCGUUGUUACCACGCCAAGUCAGACGGCUUCACCGCGCAUGCGUUUCACUCACGAUGCGACAACAAAGGGCCCACUGUGACUUUAGUGCAAGUGCGCGAGUUCGUGUUUGGAGGAUUUUUGGAUCAGAACUGGGGAGGUAUUGCAAACGAAAUUUCAAACUUGACAUCUUCAUUGAUUUGAAUUGUAAUCAAUACAUUUUGUGCUCAGUUCAAUUGCUUAGAGGCGGCUAAGGUGUAAAUAAGAGGAAUGGAGGUCUACGGUGUUAGAUGGUGAGAUGGUGAGAUGGUGCCACCGUAACAUUCCAAUGCCACUCAAACUUGGUAUAGUGGCUGCCCUCCCCUCCCCUCCCCCCCCUUUCUUCUUUAUCUUUAUGGAAAAUACUUUCUUAACCCUUUUAACGCCGUUAAUGACCAGGAGAGAAUUUCUCCUUACAAUAUCAGUACAAUAUCAAGCAGACAAGUCAGGGGAUUCUUAGUGGAUCUAGUACCAGUUUCUCCUCCACUAACAUCAUAAGAAUUGUAUGAGAAACACAAAGGAGAGUUACUGAUGAGAUCACGGAAAUUAAUGAGAUAAUAACUUUCAUUCCCCCUUUAGGCCCUGAAGGUACAAGAGCAAUAUCUUCAAACUCGGCCUUCCUCUUUAGCAUCAAGAACGCAUUUGGGCUGAAACCUUUCAAAGUCAACGUUAAAGAAAACCAUAAACAGGCAGCUGCACUGAAUGAUCCGACUUCCGGACCAGUUUUUGGACAAGACGAUUUAAGGGUUACUUUUGACAACAAAAGCAUUCCCUUUAUAUGGUGUGUCAUAUAUUGGCCACGCCUACGACUUACCCCAGGGAUAUAA